AUGCCUACUUCCAACAACUCCCUUGAAUUUGUUAUGGACAAGCACUGUGAAAUGGUCAGUCACAGCCGUUCUGCAGACCAAACCCAGUUUUCUGGAAUUGCUUUCGACCCCUUGUGCGAUUUCAACCAAGAGAUUGUCGACAAAAUGCAUGGAGAAGUUGUACUCCGAUAUGUGACAGAUGUCUUUGUCAACCAUGCCAAUAUGGAAUGGACCCGUACCUCGGCCGGAAACUCAGCAGUCAUGAACCUCUUAAGUCUCAGAAGUUUUUUGCCAACUGAAGUCAACGAGGCCACCACCAAAAUCAUUGUUGCACAGAAGCCAAAGACGAAUCUGCCGGAGAAGGUUGGCCCUGAUUCUGUUCCCACUGCAGAAAGCAUAGGUCAAGGUUUGUACCGAAAGUACAACCAAAACCAGGUGAACAAGCUCUUCUCCUUGGUUUUCUCAGAAAAUGAGACUGCUGCUGCUGCUGCCAGGGAAACGGGGAUCAAUGUCCGGACAGCCCAGAACUAUGUCAGGCUGGCCAGAGAGAAGAUCCAGGCCGAUUUUGAUGCUGCCACAGUGGAGACUGAUGAGUCCAAUGGGCUGGAGACGAUGGAGGUUGAGGAGGUUUCUGCACCUAAAGAACGAAAACAUGGCAACCAAAAGUUGUUCCAGGCGCACUCUGCUUUUUUUUUGAAGUUUUUCGAAAAUAAAUCAGAUGCUACCUUGGAACAAGCAAGGAUAGCUGUCAUGGAAGAGUUCUCUGGGCUGCAGAUUACCAAAUCAGCAAUCCAGAAGCACUUGGUGAAGAAGUGUGCCCUGACAAUGAAGAAGUUGGAGAAGCUGCCUGAGAAGAGAGACGACGUCAAUUUCAACUAUCUGUCAAACUGUGUGUUCAUCGAUGAAGCAGGCUUCAACAUGCACAUCAAGAGAACUUUUGGCCGUUCCAUCAGUGGCACCCCAGCUAAGACAACUGUCCUGACGCAGAGAGGUGUGUCCAUCACCAUCCUUGGUGCAAUGUGCGAGAGAGGGAUUGUCAGUCUCUUGUUGAAGAAACCCACUGCAGUCACAACAAAGAAGAAGAGAAAGUUGGACAUCUACACCAACGUUGAGGUGAAUGGCCGAAUUGGCAUAAGGAUAAAAAAUUUGAGUGCCAUGUACCCUUCCGCCAAUAGUAAAAGGGGGGAGCAAAUUCAGAUGGCAAUGGGAGCAAAUUCAAUUUCUAUAGAAGCCAAUCAGAUGUCAAUGGGUUCUAAUUAG
This is a messenger RNA of Phycomyces blakesleeanus NRRL 1555(-), 1239 nucleotides long. RefSeq lists its product as hypothetical. NCBI's taxonomy places the organism in Eukaryota, Fungi, Mucoromycota, Mucoromycetes, Mucorales, Phycomycetaceae. The transcript is spliced from 3 exons. The record is from RefSeq and is a predicted model, not a curated record. The coding region runs from base 1 to 1239 and encodes 412 amino acids. Gene Ontology annotation, molecular function: nucleic acid binding.